AGGGCACAUCAAAUGAGCAAAGAAGUUUGGGAUUACAUCUUCUUCAAGGCAGCUCCAUUUCCUAAAACAGAGAUUCCAAAAGAAAAGUUGGACAAGCUAAAGGAGGAGUUUGAAUUUUGGUAUCCUGUGGAUCUCAGAGUUUCUGGCAAAGAUCUUGUUCCAAAUCAUCUGUCGUACUACCUCUAUAAUCACGUGGCUAUGUGGUCAGAUGGAAGAAAAAUGGCCAGUAGCUGUGAGAGCAAAUGGACAUCUCCUUCUCAAUUCUGAAAAGAUGUCUAAAUCUACAGGCAACUUUCUUACCCUAACUCAAGCUAUUGACAAGUUCUCUGCAGAUGGCAUGCGUUUAGCUUUGGCUGAUGCUGGAGACACCGUUGAAGAUGCCAACUUUGUGGAAGCCAUGGCAGAUGCUGGUAUUCUUCGUCUCUACACGUGGGUGGAGUGGGUAAAGGAGAUGAUUGCAAACAGGGACAGUCUAAGAAGUGGUCCUGCCAACACCUUCAAUGAUAGAGUCUUUGCCAGUGAAAUGAAUGCAGGCAUAGUGAAGACAGACCAAAAUUAUGAGAAGAUGAUGUUUAAGGAAGCUCUGAAAACUGGCUUCUUUGAAUUUCAGGCAGCAAAAGAUAAAUAUCGUGAGCUGGCAAUAGAAGGAAUGCACAGAGAGUUGGCGUUUCAGUUUAUUGAAGUUCAGACUCUGCUGUUGGCUCCUAUCUGUCCCCACUUAUGUGAGCACAUCUGGUCACUGCUGGGAAAGCCGGAUUCCAUCAUGAGAGCCUCAUGGCCGAUAGCAGGUCCUGUGGAUGAGGUAUUAAUUCGCUCCUCUCAGUACCUCAUGGAAGCAGCUCAUGACCUCCGACUCCGCCUCAAGAACUACAUGGCACCUGUGAAAGGAAAGAAAAGUACUAAAGAACCUUCCCAGAAGCCUUCUCACUGUACCAUCUACGUGGCAAAGAACUACCCGCCUUGGCAGCACACCACCUUAUCAGUUCUGCGCAAGCACUAUCAGGUCAGUGGAGGUCAACUGCCAGAUAAUAAAGUAAUUGCCAGUGAGCUUAACACCUUGCCGGAGCUGAAGAAGUAUAUGAAGAAGGUUAUGCCUUUUGUUGCCAUGAUUAAGGAAAAUCUGGAGAAGAAUGGUUCACGUGUUCUUGAUCUGGAACUGGAAUUUGAUGAACGUGCAGUGCUCAUGGAGAAUAUUGUCUAUUUGACAAAUUCCCUGGAGCUGGAUCACAUUGAAGUGAAGUUUGCGUCUGAAGCAGAAGAUAAAAUAAAAGAAGACUGCUGUCCUGGAAAACCAUUUUCCAUAUUCAGAACUGAGCCCAGUGUGUCUGUAUUUUUGGUGAACCCUCAACCAUCAAAUGGCCACUUCUCUACAAAGAUUGAAAUCAGGCAAGGAGACAACAGAGAGACAGUGAUCAGACGCUUAAUGAAGAUGGACAGAGGAAUCAAAGAUCUUUCUAAAGUGAAGCUGAUGAGGUUUGAUGAUCCUGUGCUUGGGCCACGCCGUGUUCCAGUCCUUGGCAAAGAAGAAGCAGAGAAAACGCCUAUUCUGGAGCAAGCCAUCUUCCACAUUGACCUGGACGAGAAACGUGUUUGCGUUACUGAGAAUGGCCUGACAAAGGACAUUGGUGACACAAUUGUUUAUCUAGUUCAUUAAACUGGCGUGUACCUGGCUUGAUCCCUGGCAGUGAGAAAGUUAAUAGAGUGACUUUGAAAGGAUCUGUAAUGAACAAAGAUGAGAAUUUGUUCUACAGGGGAAAAAAAAAAAAAAACCCACCCAAAACAACCUAAUUUUGCAUGCGAGUUCACACCUACUCUUUUAAAUGUGGAUAUAAUAAAAUUAUUUUCCUCUGGCCCUUUGGCUUUUCUUGAAAAGAAACAGUUAUCC
Molecule: messenger RNA, 1885 nt
Organism: Fulmarus glacialis (Northern fulmar)
Lineage: Eukaryota; Metazoa; Chordata; Aves; Procellariiformes; Procellariidae
Product: leucine--tRNA ligase, cytoplasmic-like
Exons: 13
Coding region: 209-1654 (481 amino acids)
Biological process (GO): leucyl-tRNA aminoacylation
Molecular function (GO): leucine-tRNA ligase activity; ATP binding
Source: RefSeq, a predicted model, not a curated record